Molecule: messenger RNA, 267 nt
Organism: Angiostrongylus costaricensis
Lineage: Eukaryota; Metazoa; Nematoda; Chromadorea; Rhabditida; Metastrongylidae
Source: the annotation of a GenBank genome assembly
AUGCUCGUCGACUUUGAUAAAGCCUGUGGAAAGAUUGGUCUUCGACUAAAUCUCACAGAAACGAUGUUCAUGAGGAACGGUUUGGCUUCGUAUGCACCAUUCACGCUCAAUGAAACGAAUAUCUACGAAGGCUCCAGUUAUGUCUAUCUAGGCCGGGAAAUCAAUAUGAUGAACGACUUAGCUUCCGAACUGAGCAGAAGGAAACGAGCGGCCUGGGAAGCUUUCAAGACCAUCGAGGAUGUGGUGAAGAGAACAAAGAACACCUAA